This is a messenger RNA of Diceros bicornis minor, 2744 nucleotides long. RefSeq names its product solute carrier family 25 member 43 (gene SLC25A43). NCBI's taxonomy places the organism in Eukaryota, Metazoa, Chordata, Mammalia, Perissodactyla, Rhinocerotidae. The record is from RefSeq and is a predicted model, not a curated record. The transcript has 5 exons. Gene Ontology annotation, biological process: transmembrane transport. The coding region runs from base 40 to 1065 and encodes 341 amino acids.
AGGCACGCGGUCUCCGGGCCCGGGCUCGGGCGGGCCGCGAUGGUGACUUGGCGGCGGGACGGCCGGCUGACGGGCGGCCAGCGGUUGCUGUGCGCGGGGCUGGCGGGGGCGCUGAGUCUCAGCCUCACGGCGCCGCUGGAGCUCGCCACCGUGCUGGCCCAGGUCGGCGCCGCGCGGGGCCGCGCCCGGGGGCCGUGGGCCGCGGGGCUCCGGGUGUGGCGGGCCGAGGGGCCCCGCGCCCUGUGGAAGGGGAACGCGGUGGCGUGCCUGCGCCUCGUCCCCUGCAGCGCCGUGCAGCUCGCCGCCUACCGCAAGUUUGUUGUGCUGUUCACAGAUGACCUGGGUCAUAUUUCCCAGUGGAGUUCCAUCAUGGCUGGGAGUCUCGCAGGCAUGGUUUCCACCAUUGUGACAUAUCCUACAGACCUCAUCAAAACCCGAUUGAUUGUGCAGAAUAUGCUGGAACCAUCUUACAGGGGGAUCCUCCACGCUUUUUCUACUGUUUAUCAACAGGAAGGGUUCCUGGCCCUUUAUCGAGGGGUUUCCCUUACUGUUUUAGGUGCUCUCCCGUUCUCUGCUGGCUCCCUUCUAGUGUACAUGAACCUGGAGAAAAUCUGGAAUGGACCCCGAGAUCGGUUCUCUCUCCUCCAGAACUUUGCCAAUGUCUGCCUGGCCGCUGCCGUGACCCAGACCCUCUCUUUUCCCUUCGACACGGUGAAGAGAAAGAUGCAGGCUCAGAGCCCCUACCUUCCCCACUGUGGAGGAGUCGACGUCCAUUUCUCAGGAGCAGUGGACUGCUUCCGGCAGAUAGUGAAGGCCCAAGGGGUACUGGGGCUCUGGAAUGGAUUGACAGCCAACUUGCUGAAGAUAGUUCCAUAUUUUGGAGUUAUGUUUGGCACCUUUGAGUUCUGCAAGAGAAUCUGUCUUUACCAAAAUGGUUACAUUAUGUCUCCUCUGACCUAUAAAUUGACCCCAGGGGUGGAUCAGAGUUUGAAGCCCCAGGAAUUACGCGAAUUAAAGAAGUUCUUCAAAACUGGUCGACUAAAGUCUAAAAAGCCAACUCUUUAAAACUGAAUGGAACUAGAAGUGCACUGACUGAAGGUGUGUUGUAAUCACAGAUAAAUGUAGCCUCAUAAUUGUGCACGUGUGGAGCGAUGAGAAAUGCUGCUCUUGGAAAUGAGAAGAUGCAGCUGUGCACCCCCUCUGAGCUCCAGACUGAUGUCCCUGUGAACACCUGCACCAUGGGAAGGUUUCCCAACGUGACCGUCUCAUGAUGGCAUCCACCAGAUUUUAUAACAGAUUUUAUAGCACUAAUGGAAUGUGCAAUUUACACUCUGAAUGUAAACGUGCAAUUUACACGGCACCAAAGAAAGGGCAUUGCCAUGACACCUCAAAGCAACAUGCAGUUGAAGUGGCUGAGCAGAUACCACGUCAGGAGCUCAGCCACAGGGUCACAGCUUACAGUAACCCACGUCAGCCUAGUUUCACUCAAUUUGACCCAAGGCUUCCCAAUACAGUUGUUCUAGAACUCAUAAUUUUUCCUGACUUCUGAGUGUACACACCACAAUGUAAAGUAUGCCUUAUCAGAAACUAAAUGAAAACAUUUAACAUUUAAAAGUUAUCACUAUCAUUGUAGAACCGUCCUUCUUUAUUUAAAUUUGAAGCAUCCCAGCCUUAGAAUCUUGUGUUUCAGGAAGGCAGUAUUUACCAUGACUGCUUAAUUAUGCUCCGAAAGACCUUCCACUUGAAGUCGUGUACAGUUCAGGUGGCCUGAAUUCUCUGCCUUUUUAACUUGCUUGCAAGCCUACCCUGAAAAUAAAUUAUUUAGUCAACUUAAGUUAUUCUCACCAGAUAUCCCGGUUGCCUACAAAGGAUCAAAUAGAACAUUUAGCACACAUACCAAAAAAAAUGUAACUGAAAAACACUUCAGUCAGGCUAAUCAUCUCUACUAGAUUUUUAAAAAAUCAAAUUGCAGAUUGUUCCACCUUGGGGAUUCUAUGUCAAGUUUAUAUAACUAUACUUUUGAGUAGUGCCUAUCUAUGCAUUAAAAAAACAGUAUCCAAUAUUAAGUUGUUAAUUUAUGUAUAUAUAUACACACACACACACACAGAAGCUUUCAAUAUGUUGAAAGUAUUUUUCCCCAUUAAAUUUAUUUUCCAAAGAAAAAUGAUGCAUUAGUCAUUUAUCACUAAUAUGAGUUAUAAAACUAUGGUUAAAUAUAUACUGGCCAAAAUCUUUAAACUCGCAGAACCUCUCAGAGUUGAAAUAUACCAAAAUCACUCAUUUUUCCAACUGCUGUGGCAGACUGCGUUUUAUGGGGAAUAGCAGUUAAUACCCAUGUGAAAAUCUCAUCUGUGGCCCAAUGUGUUUGUUAGAGUUUGGAGGGUGGCAAAUUCUUUACCCAGAGUGAAUAUUUCAUAUUUGUUACUGUUUUCCUUGAGGUGAACAACUUUUUAAAAAGUUCUGAAAUCUGAAAAAAAAAAAAUUUAUUUUUUUACUAAAUCUAAAUCCUAACUUCAGUUUACUUACAUCAUGUUAAUAUCUUCUGUGUAUUCUUCCCCAACUAUUAUGAGAUAGAUAGCUAAGCUCUUGCUACUGCCACACACAGGAAUGUUUUCUGAGCUGCAGUUUUUAUUUUUUUCAAUAAAUUGAAUGGGGGAAAGAAUAUGCCUCAUUUUUCUAAUUUCAGAACAACUCUUUAAAACUCUAGUUCUGUUCCUAAAAUAAACUCCCAGCUAUGUUCAUUU